Pocillopora meandrina is the source of this 1527-nucleotide messenger RNA. NCBI's taxonomy places the organism in Eukaryota, Metazoa, Cnidaria, Anthozoa, Scleractinia, Pocilloporidae. The record is from the annotation of a GenBank genome assembly.
AUGUCUUCGAUCAUUUCCAUGUUCGUGCUCGUUGCUUUUCAGCUAUCCAUUCAAGCUGCGAAAUCAGAACCACUGAUUCAAGAUGAAGCUUGGGGUUACGUGGAAGUAAGACCAAAUGCUCACAUGUUCUGGUGGUUUUAUGGAGCUCAGGUGAAAGAUCCAGCAGAGAGAGUUCAAAAACCUCUGUUGAUGUGGUUGCAGGGAGGUCCCGGGGCUUCCUCCACAGGUUAUGGCAAUUUCGCAGAGAUCGGUCCCCUGGAUAUCGAUCUCAAGCCGCGCAAUACAACGUGGAUAAAGGAAGCUAACAUAGUAUUUGUGGAUAAUCCUGUUGGUUGUGGAUAUAGUUAUGUUACAGAUCCAUCGGCCCUCACCACGAACAUCUCAGGUACGUAGGGACCUUCGUUUCGAAGUUGUUGGACACCUAGAUUAGUUUUGAGUUUUUCAGUUUUGAGCCCCUCCCCUCAGCCCCCUCCUAUUCCAUUUCCCCCUACUCCCCCUUAGCCCCCUCCUCCAUAAUGCGCAAUACUGUUAUUUUAAAGGACUAAAUCCUUAUCAUUUGUCUUUUUAGAAAUUACAGCUGACUUGAUAACCUUCUUCAAAGCUUUUCUGCUCAAGUUCCCAAUUUUCCAGAAGUUACCUUUUUUCAUUGCUGGUGAGUCGUAUGGUGGUAAAAUGGCUGCUGCUUUGGGUAAGGCCUUAUAUGUCUUGAUUAAAGAAAAGAAGAUUCAGUGUAAUCUUAUUGGGCUUGCCCUAGGAGACUCCUUGAUAUCUUUUGAAGACAUAACACUCUCUUACGGACCAUAUCUAUUUUCUUUUUCGCUGCUUGAUGGGAAAGACUACAAUGAUGUCCAAGAAUUGGCCAAUGAAGUUUUCAAUGCUGCCAGUAAAGGAGAUUUUAAGACAGCUAUGGAUUUAACGGACAAAGGAAACAACCUCAUUGCUAAUGUAACUGACAAUGUUGAUGUUUAUUAUGUGUUGCGUCAUAAUGUAUUAGAUUCUGUCAACACACAGUCCCUUAUCCACAAGAAUACUUCCAGGCUGUCACAUGAUCAAAUGUUUGCACAAUACAUAAUAAGAGCCCACAGUGAUCCUCUUUCUGAGCUCAUGAAUGGGCCAAUCAGAAAGAAGCUUGGUAUAAUACCAGAAAAUGUUACAUGGGGUGGCCAGUCAAAUUUGGUGGCAGACCGUCAACGAAAUGACAUCCCAUCAUCAGUAUUAUCAGAUGUGGGUGAACUUGUCAGGGGAGGGGUGAAAGUGAUUGUGUAUGAGGGUCAGCUUGAUAUGAUCUGUGGGACACUUGGCGCAGAGUUGUGGAUUUCGAAAAUCAAGUGGGAUGGCUUGUCAGAAUUUUUGAAGGCAUCUAGGAAACCAUUGUAUGCACCAUCAAAAUUGGAAAAGAGGGAAACUGGAGCUUUCUUGAAGAGCUAUAAAAACUUUGGGCUUUAUUACAUUCUCAAUGCUGGUCAUAUGGUUCCAAUAGAUGCCCCUGAAAUGGCUUUGGAAAUGAUAAAAACUGUCCUGAACUAA